Labrus mixtus (cuckoo wrasse) is the source of this 3351-nucleotide messenger RNA. RefSeq names its product plasminogen activator, urokinase b (gene plaub). Gene Ontology annotation, molecular function: serine-type endopeptidase activity. The transcript has 11 exons. NCBI's taxonomy places the organism in Eukaryota, Metazoa, Chordata, Actinopteri, Labriformes, Labridae. Gene Ontology annotation, biological process: regulation of cell adhesion mediated by integrin; plasminogen activation. Bases 84 to 1472 code for a protein of 462 amino acids. The record is from RefSeq and is a predicted model, not a curated record.
GACUAAGCAGACUCAGCUCAGUGCGUGCACGCUCAUGCUGUUUGGAUUUCUCAGUCUGAGCAGAGAGAGAAGACGAGACAACGAUGAAGAGCUUUGGAGUUCUGAUUUGCACCCUCGCAGUCCUGACGACGGCUGAAGCAGACCUGUUUAGAGACAGAAAGCGGCGGGAAUUGUCAGUUUUCUCGUCCUCUUCAUCAUCAUCAUCUUCGUUUUUGUCCUCCUUAGAAAGUUCAGGUGGGAUCUGUCUGAACGGAGGCUCCUCUGUCCCGUCCCUGACGUCUGGAGAACACAUGUUUUGUUUGUGUGCCAACGGUUUCGAGGGGAGACGCUGUGAGACAGGAAAGAGUGCUCACUGCUACGAGGGCAUUGGACUGUACUACAGAGGCACAGCGUCUACAUCAAAGAGUGGGCGUGCUUGUUUGGAGUGGGAUUCAGACACCAGGGAGCGAUACAUGUCGCCUGAUGUCAAUGCAGGGAGGCACAAUUACUGCAGAAAUAUUCUCUACAAACGGCGUCCGUGGUGCCAAGUGUGGAAAAAACAGCAGCUGACGUGGGAGUAUUGUGUUAUUCCUCGCUGUGGCUUGGAGUCGUUUCCAGCCCCGCCUUCUCCUGCACCGACUCUACCAGUGCCCGCUGCAGAGACGUCCACAUGUGGCCAGCGCACCAGACGGAAGCAGAUGAAGAUCGUGGGUGGGACGGUCUCCACUGUGGAAUCUCACCCGUGGGUGGCAGCCAUAUUUUGGCGCAGCAAAUCCAAGGAUAAGGUUUUCCGCUGUGGGGGGAGUCUGAUCUCGGCCUGCUGGGUCCUCACAGCUGCCCACUGCUUCCCUGACGGCUCCCACACUAAAGAGCGCCGCUUCUCCGUCAGCCUAGGGAAGAACGCUCUGAAUGAGACGGAUCUGUAUGCGGAGCAAACAUUCAGGGUGGAACAAAUCAUCGUCCAUGAAGGGUUCGACAACAGCGAGGGAAACUUCAACAAUGACAUCGCUCUGAUGAAGCUGACGGCCAAAUAUGGAAAGUGUGCAGAAGAAAACCACUUGGUGAAGACCGUCUGUCUGCCUCCGCCUCUGCAGAGCCUCCAGCCUGGUGUCACCUGUGAGAUCGCCGGAUACGGGAAAGAAAAAUACGGUCUGUGGUACAGGUCUCAGCUCCUCCAAGAGGCUCAGGUGAACCUCUUCGCCGAUGAUGUGUGUCGGCACGAGGAUUAUUACGCAAACAUGAUCACUGAUAACAUGUUCUGUGCCGGCCGACCUGACUGGAGCCAGGAUGCCUGUGAGGGAGACUCUGGAGGGCCUCUGGUGUGCGAGGUGGGCGGCAGGCUCUUCCAGUUUGGAGUCAUCAGCUGGGGAGACGGCUGCGCUAAAGAGUUUCGGCCCGGCGUUUACACCAAAGUGACGAACUACAACGGCUGGAUAGCAGAGAAGACAAGGCUGCCGUCCAUGACCGCGGGCUCCAUGUUCCCUCAGAAGUGAGGGAGAUAUCAUCUGUGUAUCUAAAGAGUCUUCCUCUGGACUCUGGACAAUAGAGCUCAAUGAGAGCGUUCACAUGGACUUCAGUGGAUCGGGUUUUAUAAGUACCCUGUUUUUUUGUGUUUGUGCAUGUAAACAUCAUAUCCAGAUUUCAGAAACCAGGAUAAGCCUUUUAGCUGGUCUUAAGAAACACGAUUUUGCUACCUUGAGAACUCAGAAUGGAAUCUGGAUUCUGUGGCAUGUAGACGCCUUACCACGAUUUCUGACGACUCCCUGAGCAGCCGCGGCCUCAUCCAAGUGACUUAUAAGCAAAACAAAAACGGUCGCAACAAUGAGAGCGUCAUACUUCUUUUGUCUUUGUGUAGCUGCUUCAUGAUGUUGGCAUUUAAAAGCGCUAAGCCCCGCAAUAAGCCAUUAUUCUCAGAUUUAAAAAAAAAUUUGAGUUGUAAAAGAAGAAACAUCACAGACGCAAGCGCAAAUAAGACACAGUAAUCAGAGUCAUGGAUACGAGUGUUUAUCAUGUCUACAGGGAUAUGAAUAACCAGGUUUCUGUGUGCGCAUGUAAGCACCUUAUCCUGAACAGAUACGGCUCAUAACGGGGACGCUCACGUCCAUGUAAACACUCAACGUUGUAAAAAAAAACAAAAAAACAAGAUUAACCAUGAAGCUGCUCUUUGGGGUCAAAACUUUCAUUUUUGGCGUGACUUAACUGAGGAGCUAGAGAGCAAAAAUUCUGACUGUACAUUUAAAAAAAACGGUUUCUUUCUUCCAACCUUUGAUCAACUUUAAAUUUAAAUUUUUAUAUUUAAUAUUUACCAGAGCCCCCUGAAGGCUCUGGUAAAUAAAUAAAUAAAAGCCGCUUGUAGAUCCAGUCCCACAUCCAGAGGUAUUGAUUGUCAACAGGCAGGCAACUACUUGGGCCCCAGGCCAGUAGGGGGGCCUCGAGGGCUGACAAACUUUACACCACAGCAGUGGUAGCUCAAAAUGUGCAAAUGUUUCAAUGACAGUAGGAACCUCCCUAAAGGGGCCCCGUCUGACAGCACUCACUAUUUUUGCCCUGCUAAGCAUAGCACGCAAUGCUGUUUUGAAAACCACCUGCUGGUGAUAAACGCUGGUUGAAGGCCCCCCCCAAUUAAUUUUUGCCUCAGGCCCCAAUAGACUGUAGAAUCGCCACUGCCCAAAUGUACAAAUCCGUGCGCAUGGUUUAUUUGGAUUUUCAGUCUGUGGACACGUGUAGUUUGGUCAACAAUGCACACAGAUUGGUAAACUGUACGCACGUUUGUCUGAACUUUAAGCAUGGUUAAGUUAAUGCCACAAUCUGUGGACAAGGAAUAUGUACGCACAGUUUAUUUAAAAAAAAAUGUGCCCACAGAUUGCAAAUCCAUGUGCAUGGAUUAUAAACCAUGCACAGGGAUUUUUAAACUGCGGGAAUGGAUUUACAAACCGCUUUCCUUACAAGUUUUCCUUACAUGAGCCUUCGGGGGCCUCGUAGAGAUCACUGUCUCUGCUGUGUCGGAGGUUUUCAUUCUUGUACAGUUCUUGCACUUUCUGGCAAACAGAUGUUACUUUUCUAUUUUUUCAAUCAAUCUUUAUUUGUAUAGCGUCAUCAGAGACGCUUUACGGAGCAGGCCGAGCAUGAACGAGGAUGGUGGUGGUCGUGGGGACGACACAGUCUGAUGCUUUUUAAAGAUAUAUAUUCGUCAAAUGUAUUUUAAAGAUUUUGAAGAGAUAUUUUUGCUGACAUUUUCUACUUUUUUAUCCAAAAGAAAUUUGCUUAAAAAUAUAAAUGUUUCAAUGCAUAUGUUUUUUUUUAUUUCUCAUGUUUAAAAAAUGAACAAGUGAAUAAAGAAACACUCAAAUCUGUGAUUGUGAAUCAAGACGA